This is a messenger RNA of Dracunculus medinensis (Guinea worm), 651 nucleotides long. NCBI's taxonomy places the organism in Eukaryota, Metazoa, Nematoda, Chromadorea, Rhabditida, Dracunculidae. The record is from the annotation of a GenBank genome assembly.
AGGAAAAUGUCAAUAACUGAUGAAUUUAAAUUUGCGUGGCCAUUUCCGAAAAAUCCAAAUUUAUUAAAUAAAUUUUUAACGAAUUUCGCACUUGCAUCCGCUUUCGUCUUCUCAAAACUCGUCUUCGCACCAGGUGUAAAUCGUAUAAAUGCGGUAAAUAAAGGAACAUUACUGGAUGCUAUAAAAGAUCGUACAAGGCCAUUACUCACUGUAGCAAAUCAUCGUUCUGUUUGUGACGAUCCACUUUUUUGGGCGAUUUUCUCAUUCCGGGAAUUUUUCUCGAACAUUUGCAAUUAUCGUUACAUAAUGGCUGCGCAUGAUAUUUGCUUCAAAACUCCCUUACACACAUGGAUGUUUUCACAUGGUCGUGGUGUACCAAUAAUUAGAGGAGCUGGCAUUUAUCAGAAAGGAGUUGAUUUCUGCAUUGAAAAAUUGAAUGAAAAUAGGUGGGUGCAUGUUUUCCCAGAAGGUCGGGUUACUUCAGAACCAAUAAGAAUCAAAUGGGGCAUAGCGAGAAUGGUGAUGGAAUGCGUUAAUCCACCAAGAAUACUACCAAUAUGGAUUCAUCGUAUGACUGAUGUUUGGCCUGCUUCAAAGCCUUAUUAUCCUCACUUUGGCAAGGUGCUUGCUUUACUUAUUUUAUUAAGUUAA